Molecule: messenger RNA, 1223 nt
Organism: Daldinia caldariorum
Lineage: Eukaryota; Fungi; Ascomycota; Sordariomycetes; Xylariales; Hypoxylaceae
Exons: 4
Coding region: 645-1130 (161 amino acids)
Source: RefSeq, a predicted model, not a curated record
GCGAUGGAACAAUCUGAUGUGUUUCUUUUCUUUUCCUGGGCGGACCUUUCUCUUACUCCCGUUUGAUCCUUUGAAGUUUCCGUACCUGUAGCGCCUGUAGCAUUGCCCAAUCGGGACAAUCCCGCCCUGCUAUGUACCUAUCCCGCCGCUAUCCUCCCUAGCAGCUCCCUUUCUUUCCCCUAUUCUGACAACCCGCACUCCACGCCGGGUUCGGUUCGGGUUCGGCACUUUGGGUACCUCGAAAACAAACACCACUGGAAGCCCACGAUCGUUCGACUUACUCAUCAUACCCAACCCGUAUCCUCAUUGUUUCAACUUCUUCAUCGUCUUUCUUCUUUCCUUCUCGAGGCGUUAGACCCAUUUUUACUAAAUCUUACGACGAUCUACACUUGAUCUAACUACCUUUAGUCCGAUUCAAGAUCUUUCAUCAGACCGAAUUACUACACGUGGUCUGCCUCUGUGACCUGAUAUUGGACAAGCAGAAUAUCUACAUACCACUUACACCCAACACUUCUAUCUGGUAACACUCUAUCCGUUACCUGCCAUAAUUAAUCUGGUUGGACACCGAGUUAGAUGUUUAAUAUCAGCUAUUUAUUACGAGUUCAUCAAGGUUAGGUACUGAGUCUAAGACAUCUUGAAAAGUCAUGGCCUCGCAACUACCGGCGUUCCCCCGCACCAUCUUCACUAUCGUAGAGCCUAUCUCUCUUAUUGGGGGUUUCCUCGGCCCCUUCCUGGACCCUGAAUGGUUCAUAAACUCUCAGAUCGACGCCCCUCCUGGCAGUGAUGAUAGCUUCGCUCCUCGAGAUGACAAUGCGCGCUUGAUUGCCCUCCAGCUAGGCAACACAUACGGACUCCUGUUUCUCCUCGGUGUUGCUGUGCUAUAUACUACCACCGAGCUCAAGGUCGUCCGUAACUAUCUCAUAGCUCUAUGGAUCGCGGACAUAAGCCACGUCGGCGUUACGUGCUGGCUGCUUGGGUAUGAUAGAACGUUGGACGUUGGUUCGUGGAAUGCCGUGACCUGGGGUAACGUUGGUUUUACCACCUUUCUAUGCCUAACCCGUACAGCUUACCUUCUUGGCCUCUUUGGCCCAGACCGUCAAGCUAUCACCAGAUCCAAAAAGAUAGCUUAAAAUAGGUUCAGUAGGUACCUACCUAGGUUAGGUACCUGUUACUUGAGUAAUUAAACCACCCUUAAGGAACACAAAUAAAACAAAAUAAUACUA